Molecule: messenger RNA, 2084 nt
Organism: Cyclopterus lumpus (lumpfish)
Lineage: Eukaryota; Metazoa; Chordata; Actinopteri; Perciformes; Cyclopteridae
Exons: 4
Coding region: 307-1461 (384 amino acids)
Biological process (GO): negative regulation of transcription by RNA polymerase II
Cellular component (GO): cytosol
Molecular function (GO): protein-folding chaperone binding
Source: RefSeq, a predicted model, not a curated record
ACUCCGGAAGCAAGCCUCAAAAAGGAGAGGGGAGGCUGCAACAUCCGCGUGAUCACCGCCGGAGCACCAAUGGCUGUCCGCCGAUCGCACUGAGGACACCGGCAUCCCCUGCCGCGCGGUAGGAAAUGGGCGGAUCCGGGGAAAGCUCGGUCACGCUGCGUGGGUGGGUGAGUGGAUAGUAACCGGGCGGCCGCGGUGGUAUUUAACAGAGCAGCCGAGGAGAGCUCAGACAGGACGAGACGUAGCCAGACAACCAGCAGCGAUUUCAGCACCAGGACAGCGACAGAUCCUCUCCAGCAGCUCAUCAUGGUUCUCAUCUGGACUCAGUUCGGGGUUAAGCACAAAAAUGUCAAUGUCAAGUGCAAAGUGCGAGGGAUGCACCGGGGUGACAGCUCAGGCUCAGCAUCAUCAGCGGAAAGCACCAAGUCUGAGCAGGACACGUCCUGCCUGGCCAUCAAGCCCACAGGCAAGGACUUCUACAAGGUUCUGGGUGUCACCCCUGAAUCCAAUGAAGAUGAGAUCAAGAAGGCCUACAGGAAGAUGGCUCUCAAGUUCCACCCAGACAAGAACAGUGAUGCAGAUGCUGAAGACAAGUUCAAAGAGAUCGCAGAAGCCUACGAAAUCCUGACUGACCCCAAAAAGAGAAGCAUCUACGACCAGUUUGGAGAAGAAGGUCUUAAAACAGGACAGUCAAAGGCGGGCCAAGGCAACGGUUUCCGCAAUAACUCCCACACGGAUCCCCACGCCACCUUCUCCUCCUUCUUCCACGGCUCCGACCACUACGACAUCUUUUUUGGCAAUGACAACGACGGUGAAGAGGACCUCUUCAACCCCUUCGGACGGUUCCCCUUUAGCCACGUGGGCGGGUUCCCCGGCGGCGACGGCGGCCUGCGACGAGGCCAGCGGCGGCUGCAGGGCGACGAGGUGGUGCACGACCUGCUGGUGACCCUGGACGAGGUGAUGCAGGGCUGCACGAAGCAUGUGAAGAUCACCCGCAGCCGCCUCAACCCCGACGGACGCAGCCUGCGGUCCGAGGAAAAGGUGCUCAAUGUGGUGGUGAAGAAAGGCUGGAAAGCGGGGACCAAGAUCACCUUCCCCAGGGAGGGAGAUGAGACGCCCAACAACACCCCUGCGGACAUCACCUUCAUUCUCAGGGACCAGGAGCACACGCAGUACAAGAGAGACGGCUCCAACAUCGUCUUCACAGCAAAGAUCACCCUCAAGGAGGCUCUCUGUGGCUGCACAGUUAACGUUCCAACGCUUGACAACCGGAUGAUGCCUCUACCGUGCACCGAUGUCAUCAAGCCAGGUGCCGUACGGCGGCUUCGGGGCGAAGGCCUGCCCCUGCCCAAGAGCCCGUCUCAGCGAGGCGACCUGGUGGUGGAGUUCCAGGUGCUCUUCCCCGACAGGAUCCCGCCGCAGUCUCGCGAGAUCAUCAAGCACAGCCUGGCCCAGUGCUAGCCUGCUGAUUGACACAGCUUCACCAUGUGUUGUUGUUAUCAAUUCACAAAACACAGCCUUGACCAAGGUGCUAGUAUCACAACUUCCUGUUGUGUUUGGAAAUGGCAGGCGGCGCUUAAGAGAGUUGUAGUUCAAGUGAAUAGAUGACUUUCUGCAGACAGGACCGCACAACAACGAUGUUGCCACAGGAGCAGUGAGUUCAGAUCGGAUUAAUGGGGUCUUUGGUAUCUGAGGGCGCCCAUUGACUCAACAGCCUUUCACUUGAAUGAAAAGGUUAACUACACUGUUGUACUUGUAAACCUAGAGCAGGAUAAGCAGUGUGCUAUUCCAGUCUGUGUAGACUUCUUGAAACCUGAAUGGUAGAAACGGGGGAAAAACUACAACUUUACUAUGGUUAUAUGGUGCUCAUAUGACUGAUCUUUUGCAUUGAUUUAUUACAAUAGCAAAAUAUACUUGUGUACAAGAAUCUACUUUGUGUACAAAAUGCAAAAAAAAUGUUGUCUCUAAGAGAGAUUCAUCUGUCAAAUGUUCUAUUGAAUCAUUUGAAACGUUUGUAUAUAUUUCUGCGGCGAGCCGGCAGUUGAUGCAUCAUUACCUGACAUAGCCAUGUUUGGAAGCAUGAC